UCGCUUGGAAGGGGAUGAGUACAAGGUAUAUAUAGUGCGUGCACUGCUGAUUGCAGCACAUCUCACACAACAACCCGCACAGAUCGAGCGCAACAUGAAGCUGUUCGUUAUCCUCGCCGCCGCCGCGGUGGUCGUCCUGGCCGAGCCGCCGGCGCCCAACCAGAACUACCUGCCACCAAGCCGCAACGCCCCGUCCGCCAGCUACGGUGCACCCUCGAACCAGUACGGAGCCCCCUCCAACCAGUACAGCACCCAGUACGACGCCCCUUCGAGCCAGUACGGCGCCCCGUCAGACUCGUACGGCGCCCCUAACUCGCAAAACUCGCGCAACGGAGGCGGCAGCAACAAUUUUGCCCCUCCCGCGUCCAGGGUGCACCUUCGUCUCUUCGGCAACUCGAAGUCCGGCGGCUCCAACGGCGGAAGCUAUUCUGACUCCAAGGCCAACCAGUACAGCAGCAGCAGCAGCAGGGCUUCCGCCCCCUCUGCCCAGUACGGAGCCCCUGCCGCCUCCAGCAACAACGCUUUCAGCAGCCGCGCGCAAUCAAACCAGCAGUACAGCGCCCCCUCUAGCCAGUACGGCGCCCCCUCCUUCUCCUCCUCCGGGGCCUCCCGCCCUUCCAGCCAGUACGGAGCCCCCGCCCAAAACUCCGGCUUCCGCGCCUCCGCCCCCAGCAACCAGUACAACGCCCCUGCCAGGACUCCUUCCGCGCAGUACGGUGCCCCCAACGCCUUUAGCACCCCUGCGUCCACCUACGGAGCCCCUUCGGUCGACCUCGGCCGCUCCGGCAACAACAAGCAGUCCAGCCCUUCGAACACCUACGGAGCCCCGUCCGGUGAUUUCGGCCAGCAGUCGACCUUCAAUUCUCGCCCCUCCUCCUCGUACGGUGCCCCCUCGGCCGACUUCGGCCGCGCCGGGAACAACAAGCAGGCCUCUUUCGGCGGUGCUCAGCAGUCCAGCUCGUUCGGAUCCGCCCCUUCCGCCACCUACGGAGCACCCUCCUCCUCCUACGGCGCCCCUUCGGCUGACUUCGGCCGCUCCGGCAGCAACAAGCAGUCAUCUUUCGGCUCCAGCCCUUCAACCUCCUACGGAGCCCCUUCCGUUGAGCUCGGCCGCUCCAACAAGCAGUCCACCUUCAACUCCCGCCCCUCCUCCUUCUCCUCCGCUCCUUCCUCCACCUACGGAGCCCCCUCCGGCAACAACAAGCAGUCCAACUCGUUCGGAAGCAGCCCUUCGGCCACCUACGGAGCCCCCGCCGGCUUCGAGAACCAGUACCCCAUCCCCGACCUGCGCGUUCCUUCGAUCAAUGAGCAGAACAGGAACGUUCCUUCCAACAAGUACGGCGCUCCUUCGGCCAACAACCAGCUGAGCUCGUCCGCCAAGGGCUCCUCCAACUACGUGGCCCCCGCCUCGUCGUACAACGCCCCCAGCGCCAGCUUCAACUCUGGCCCGGCCAACGACUUCACCCAGGCCAUCACCCCUUCGACCGAGUACGGCGCCCCCGCCCCGUUCGCCAACUUCGGAGCCCGCACCCCUAACUCCGGCUUCCGCGCCUCUGCCCCCUCCUCUCAGUACGGCGCCCCCAGCUCGAGCUUCCGCGCCGCCACCCCCUCCUCGACCUACGGCGCCCCCAGCUCCGCCCCCUCCUCUCAGUACGGCGCCCCUAGCUCAGGCUUCAACGCCGCCACCCCUUCCUCGACCUACGGCGCCCCUAGCUCUGGCUCCCGCGCCUCAGCCCCCUCCUCUCAGUACGGCGCCCCUAGCUCUAGCUUCAACGCCGCCACCCCCUCCUCGACCUACGGCGCCCCCAGCAGCUCCCCCAACUCCAGGUUCAACGCCCCCUCCUCCAGCUCGUUCGGAGGCAACAAGCAGUCGUCCUUCUCGUCGGCUCGCGCCCCCAGCAGCCAGUACGGCGCCCCCUCGAGCCAGUACGGCGCCCCCAUCAACCAGGGUGUGACCACGGAAGAUCCCCUUGCUGAGCCUGCCAACUACGAGUUCAAGUACGACGUGACAGACGCCGUCAGCGGCUCCGACUUUGGCGCCAAGGAGGGUCGCGACGGAGAAACCACCUGGGGAGAGUACCGCGUGCAGCUGCCCGACGGCCGCACCCAGAUCGUCAAGUACGAGGCCGACCAGAACGGCUACAGGCCCGAAAUCGAGUACCAGGACCCUCCUAACGGCUUCAACGGCAACAGCGCCGCCGGAAACGGAAACGACGCUCCCUACCCCCCAUCGAGACGCCAGGGCGGCUAUUAAGGAGCGAUAGUUGUAUUUAUUCUCAUGUUUGCUUGCCCCUGAUUAUUGUAAUGAAUGCUUGUACAUAGUUCAUUAUUAUCAAUCACAUUUUUGCUCUUUUGUUGUUGUGUAGAGAAUAUCCAACUGAUUUGUUAGCACGCGCUGACAAAAUAAAUCGAAACUGAAUCAAA
Messenger RNA from Cloeon dipterum, 2424 nucleotides. RefSeq names its product pro-resilin-like. Gene Ontology annotation, biological process: positive regulation of transcription by RNA polymerase II. Gene Ontology annotation, molecular function: transcription coactivator activity. NCBI's taxonomy places the organism in Eukaryota, Metazoa, Arthropoda, Insecta, Ephemeroptera, Baetidae. The record is from RefSeq and is a predicted model, not a curated record. The transcript is spliced from 3 exons. Bases 95 to 2254 code for a protein of 719 amino acids. Gene Ontology annotation, cellular component: RNA polymerase II transcription regulator complex.